AUGCUUGUGGUUCGAAAGGCUGUUGGCAAAGAUGGCAGAAGCUACUUGGGCCUCCGUCCGAUUACCUUGGUGCCGAUUCAGAGAAGCCUCGUCGACGCAUCUUUGCUCUCGAACGCAGAACUCUCCUACCUCAACGCAUAUCACGAACGAGUCGCAGACGAACUGUUCCCGAUCCUGUCCGAGCUUGGCGAUACAGAGGACCAUUCCCGCUUUCUAGCACGUGCGGCAGCUGUAAAUAGUGCCCGCAACAAGCCAGCAUAUGCCACGGCCACAGCUGGUAGCCGCUUCGCAUGGCGCCAGGCACCAUGUGGUCAUGUGGAGCCCUUCCCGGAUCCAUUCACUGAAGCCGCGGUUCCGGCGAGCACUCUGAACAUCUGCGAUGAUGUGCACUUCGGGGCCGCGGAAGGGGGGCAGCUGACUGAUGCAAGCACCAUCCACUUCGGCACAGUUUUUCUACAGGGGAAACGUGGACUGGCAGAUGGUGAUAUGUUGCAGGCAGAAAAGCAUGCAGCCAUGGAAGAGGCUGAAGGAUUCCAUGAAGAUGUGACAGGAGUCACAUUCCAGGCACGCAGCAACAUGGAAUUGUCCGACCAGUUGGGAUCAGUCCUCUGCGUUAUUUCUGCGAAGGAAUGUAGGUUGGUAGUUCAGCGCGAACGACACCGGUUUGCCAAAAAACGUGGCCACUGCAGAGUGAUCUUGGGGCUGAUGUCGCUUCCACCAACCCGCCACGACCCAGAAUCUGAAGAUUCAAGCUGGAUCUGCCAGCGGAAGCAGAGGAGAAAGGGGAUGAAGAAGUUGGGGCAGGGUGGACUGGCAGGGUUUCACAAAGACGUGCAGGGUGCAGAGGGAGAUUUGAGCCUGGCUCGAGAUGAACUGUCAUGCUUCCGGGUUUUCGUAGAAGUCGUUGUUGGAUCCCUGCUAGCGCUGUGGGGCGGCAUUGGGGAUUUCAAGCCAAUUCGAGCAAGCGAUCCCAAGAAGCCACGAUGGGAGUCCCUUCAUGCGCGUCCAGACUUUCAUAGCUACAGGACACGCGCCAAGUUCAUGAGGUCAUUGCUGACAAACAUCGACUCACCGCCGUGA
Messenger RNA from Symbiodinium sp. CCMP2592, 1080 nucleotides. The record is from the annotation of a GenBank genome assembly. Lineage: Eukaryota; Dinophyceae; Suessiales; Symbiodiniaceae.